Messenger RNA from Cottoperca gobio, 3044 nucleotides. RefSeq names its product procollagen-proline, 2-oxoglutarate 4-dioxygenase (proline 4-hydroxylase), alpha polypeptide 2 (gene p4ha2). Bases 143 to 1816 code for a protein of 557 amino acids. Gene Ontology annotation, molecular function: protein binding; L-ascorbic acid binding; procollagen-proline 4-dioxygenase activity. The transcript has 16 exons. The record is from RefSeq and is a predicted model, not a curated record. Gene Ontology annotation, cellular component: endoplasmic reticulum. NCBI's taxonomy places the organism in Eukaryota, Metazoa, Chordata, Actinopteri, Perciformes, Bovichtidae. Gene Ontology annotation, biological process: peptidyl-proline hydroxylation to 4-hydroxy-L-proline.
GGCUGAAACGCUUAGCUCGCGUGCCUCGUACCGAACAUGCUGGGAUGGUUGUCAAUAACUGGGUCCAACAGGUUUUUUUGGAGGGGAAUCUUCAGACACUUAAAGACCUUGAGGUACCAAGAAGGUUAUUGAAAGAGACAGAAUGAGGAAGUCCCUGUCUUUCAUCCUCUGGGCUCUGCUCUGCUCCUGCUGCUGCUGGACAACACAGGCAGAGAUCUUCACUUCCAUAAGCCAGAUGACAGACCUGAUCUACACAGAAAAAGAGUUGGUCCAGUGUCUGAGUGAAUACAUAAAAGCAGAGGAGUCCAAGCUCGCCGCGGUCAAAAGCUGGGCCAACAAACUUGACACUCUGACCAGAAUGUCCACCUCUGACCCAGAGGGCUACCUCGCCCACCCAGUGAACGCCUACAAACUGAUGAAGAGACUCAACACAGAGUGGUCUGAACUGGAGACUCUGGUGCUUCAGAACCCCUCUGAUGGGUUCAUUUCCAACAUGUCCAUACACCGGCAGUUCUUCCCCGAUGAAGAGGAUGAGAAGGGUGCAGCCAAGGCAUUGAUGCGUCUGCAGGACACGUACCAACUGGAUUCUGAGGCCUUCUCCAGAGGAAAGCUGCCAGGUACGCACUCCUACGCCACACUGACAGUGGAGGACUGCUUCGAUAUGGGAAAGACGGCUUAUAAUGACGCAGACUAUUACCACGCCGUGCUGUGGAUGCAGCAGUCCUUAAAGCAGCUGGACGGCGGCGAGGAAACUGUGGUUUCCAAGGCGGACAUUUUGGACUACCUCAGCUACUCUGUUUACCAAAUGGGAGACCUUCCUCGGGCCAUUGAGCUGACACGCCGGCUGGUGGCUAUCGACUCCAACCACCAGAGGGCAGGAGGAAACCUGCGUUACUUUGAGGGGCUGCUGUCGAAGCAGCUCAAUGAGCUGAACCAGGACUACCAGCCGGCCUCUGAGGAGCCCAUCCAACUGGGAACCUACACGAGACCCAAGGACCAUCUCCCAGAGAGGGAGGUCUAUGAGGCUCUGUGCAGAGGAGAGGGGCUCCAGAUGAACGACGCGAGGCGCAGCCGUUUGUUCUGUCGCUACCAGGAUGGUAAGAGGAACCCUCGUCUCCUGCUGAAGCCCAUGAAAGAGGAGGAUGAGUGGGACAGUCCCCACAUUGUGCGCUACCUGGAAGUCCUGUCGCACGAGGAGACUGAGAAGAUUAAGGAGCUGGCUAAACCCAGGCUUUCCAGAGCAACUGUCCGUGACCCCAAAACAGGCGUCCUGACCACAGCCAACUACAGAGUAUCAAAAAGUGCAUGGUUAGAAGAAGAGGAUGACCCUGUCAUUGCCAGAGUCAACCAGAGAAUAGAAGACAUCACAGGCCUCACAGUAGGCACUGCAGAGUUACUACAGGUCGCUAACUAUGGAGUUGGAGGGCAGUACGAGCCACACUAUGACUUCUCAAGGCGUCCUUUUGUCCACUUGAAUCACGACGGAAAUAGACUUGCUACCUUCCUGAACUACAAAGAUGAGCCAGAUGCUUUCAAAAGAUUAGGCACUGGAAAUCGCGUGGCAACUUUUUUGAACUACAUGAGCGAUGUCGAGGCGGGAGGAGCCACGGUCUUCCCCGACUUUGGAGCAGCGAUCUCGCCUAGAAAGGGGACGGCAGUUUUCUGGUACAAUCUGUUUAAGAGCGGGGAGGGAGACUAUAGGACCAGGCAUGCAGCCUGUCCCGUCUUAGUAGGAAGUAAAUGGGUGUCAAACAAGUGGAUCCACGAGCGAGGACAAGAGUUCAGGAGACCCUGUGGUCUGACAGAAGUGGACUGAAGUUUGACACGCACGCGCACACGCACGCACGCACGCACGCACGCACACACACACACUCUCAGUAGUGCCUUAAUUCUGGCAAUGAUGCAACACGGAGACUCAUUACUCAACACUUGGUCUUCUCUGCCUCACCCUGUCAACAUCACAAAGACAUUUGUAUAACAAAAUGAUGACAUUGUUAAAUGAGAUCUGGUUGGAUAAUUCAUUAUAUUUUCAGUCAUGCGUCCCCACACCAUCCCCACUUAGGUGAAUUAAGAAUAGUAUAAUAAAAAUGUGUACUGUAAAACACAAAGCUAUAUCUGUACACCUAUUUUACAUUAUUAUACAUUAUUUCGUCAUUAAAUUAAAAGUUUUUGGCAGAUCCAAAUGAGAUGUGCCAAAUCUUUUUUACUUACUGAUAUCAAAAAAAACAAUUAUUUUUGGUCUCAGUCCCCCAGACUGCUCCACUAAGCUUUAUCUUUACACAGUUAGAAGAGACGUUUAACUUUUCAAAGUAAAAGCAUUAGUGGUGAUACAGAGAAGCCGUUAAAAACCAAAACAUACAGGCGGUGUAAAGAAACCAAAUGGUGUCAGAGCAGGUCAAUGUCAUAUGCACAUUUCUUAAAGAGAAAGAAAAUAUACAUAUUAUAUAUUAACAUUUUAAUGAAUAAGAAGCAGCAACUGAGGGAAGAACGAUUUGUAUUAGUUUUUGAUAAAUAUUGAAAAAUGCUUUUGGUGAUGGUGUCAGACUUGUUGACCCAACUGUAGAUUACAUUCAGAGAUUACAAAUUACACCAGAGUUGAUGAUUAUUUUACAAUUCCCUACAGUGUGAACACUUUUUCUUUGGGAAGGACUGAAAACAUAUUCGGCUGCCAACUAUCAGAAAUGUAAAAAAAAAACUAUGGGCUGGCAUUUUGCUCUAUUAAGAGGUUCAUUUAGGAAACAGUCUUAAGAAAAACUACUUUUAUUUGUUACUUUCAAUUGUUUUUAGACAAACAUUGGCUUUACUGUAUCUUCAUUACUUACACUAACAACUCCCGUCACUCCAUUCUUUAUCAUUUGCACCCAAAGUGUUUCAUUUUCCUUUAAACCCGACAGAAACGUUUCCUCCAAAUCAUGUCCAUGAUGUUUUUAUUUAUCUAGUGUUUAAAUUAUUACAUUGUUACAUGUUGUGCUUUAUCGACAAGAUGGCAAACGAGCAAGUCAAUAAACAGUGUCUUUUAUUAAAAUGUGUUAUGUACCAUGUUA